AUGCACAGCAUCAGUGCACUUCUCAGCUUGCUUGGGAGCCUCGCGCUCUCCAGCGCUGCUCCGUCACAGAACAUCACUAGCGACACUUACUUCUAUGGACAGUCUCCCGCAGUCUAUCCGUCUCCCGAGGGAACGGGUACUGGGUCAUGGGCUUCCGCCUAUGAAAAGGCUAAGGCCUUCGUCGCUCAAUUGACGGACGACGAAAAGGUCAACCUCACGGCAGGAGUAAGCUCCAAGACUGGCUGCUCGGGCUUUAUUGCUGAGAUCCCGCGCCUCAACUUUCCCGGUCUUUGUGUCAGCGAUGCAAGCAAUGGCCUGCGGGGAACAGACUAUGUCAACGGUUGGUCUAGCGGUAUUCACGUCGGUGCCAGUUGGAAUCGAACCCUUGCCCGAGACAGGGCCAAGUACAUGGGCCAAGAGUUUCACCGGAAAGGAGUGAACCUUCUUCUCGGUCCUGUUGUUGGCCCUCUUGGUCGGGUGGCAGAGGGCGGCCGCAACUGGGAAGGGUUCUCGAAUGACCCCUACCUCACCGGAGCACUUGUAUACGAAACAGUGCAGGGAGUACAGUCCUCUGGUGUUGGUGUCUCAACGAAGCAUUACAUCGGCAACGAGCAAGAGACAAACCGAAACCCGGGAACGGUUAAUGGUGUUGACGUGGCUGCCGUCUCGUCUAACAUCGAUGACAAGACAAUCCACGAGCUCUACUUGUGGCCUUUCCAGGAUGCCGUCCUGGCGGGAAGUGUUGCCAUUAUGUGCUCAUAUGAGCGGAUCAACAACUCUUACGCUUGCCAGAACAGCAAGACACUUAACGGACUACUGAAGACAGAGUUGGGUUUCCAAGGUUACGUGAUUACCGACUGGGGAGCCCAGCAUGGUGGAAUCGCCUCGGCCAAUGCCGGUUUGGACAUGGUAAUGCCUGAAACGACGCUCUGGGGGUCCAACCUCACCACCGCUAUAUCCAAUGGCACGAUGGAGGCAUCAAGACUGGACGAUAUGGCGACUAGGAUUAUCGCAACGUGGUAUCAGUUGAACCAAGACACGGACUUUCCCACCCCUGGCGUUGGUAUGCCAGCAAGCGCCCAGUCGGAGCACCAGGCUGUUGUUGGAACGGAUCCCGACGAGAAGAGCACGCUUUUGGAGAGCGCAAUUGAGGGGCACGUCUUGGUGAAGAAUACCAAUAAUGCUCUCCCUCUUCAAACACCCCAGCUAGUGUCUGUCUUUGGUUAUGAUGCCAAGGUCAUUGAUUCUUUUGACCUUGAUUCUACCAUUUUGAGUAUCAGUCCUCUCUUCCAAAAUUACACUCUCUGGGUGGGCGGUGGCUCAGGAUCGAACUCACCGGCAUAUGUCAUUGCGCCACUCAAUGCCAUUCAACAGCAGGCCUACGAAGACGGCACAUCCGUGCUGUGGGACGUCAGUGCUCAAGAUCCAGAGGUGGAUCCCACUUCUGAGGCAUGCCUCGUCUUCAUCAACAGCUAUGCCACGGAAGGGUAUGACCGCUCCGCAUUGACGGACGACUACAGCGACACCCUGGUCACAAAUGUGGCAAACAAGUGUAACAACACCAUUGUCGUCGUCCACAACGCUGGCAUUCGCUUGGUGUACAAUUGGAUUGAUCAUGAGAAUGUCACUGCCGUCGUCCUGGCACACCUGCCAGGUCAGGACACCGGACAUGCCUUGGUAGAUAUUCUCUACGGGCGGGCCAACCCCUCGGGCAAGCUUCCAUACACCAUCGCCAAGCAAGCCUCGGAUUAUGGCUCCUUGCUGCAUCCAUCGGAACCACAGACGCCUUAUGGCCUAUUCCCCCAGUCAGACUUCUCCGAGGGAGUUUAUAUCGACUACCGGGCAUUUGACAAGGAUAACAUCACCCCGCAAUUUGAGUUCGGAUUUGGCCUUUCGUACACCACCUUUGAUUAUUCGGGGCUGAGCAUCGAAAAGACCAACGAGACGACCUCCGAGUAUCCACCGUCGGCCACUAUUCAAGAAGGAGGAAACCCUCGACUGUGGGAUAAGUUGGUCACAGUGACGGCCGAGGUGCAGAACAGUGGAUCGGUUGACGGGGCGGAGGUGGCCCAGCUGUAUGUGGGGAUACCCAAUGGGCCGGUCCGUCAGCUGCGUGGGUUCGACAAGGUGCUUCUCUCCGCGGGCGAGACAGCCCAGGUGAGCUUCUCGCUGAAUCGGCGCGACUUGAGCACUUGGAACGUGGAAGCGCAGCAGUGGCAGCUGCAGUCGGGCACGUAUCAAGUGUACGUGGGACGGUCGAGCCGCGAUUUGCCAUUGACGGGGGAGUUCUCUAUCUAA
Aspergillus costaricaensis CBS 115574 is the source of this 2298-nucleotide messenger RNA. RefSeq names its product beta-glucosidase. Gene Ontology annotation, molecular function: beta-glucosidase activity. NCBI's taxonomy places the organism in Eukaryota, Fungi, Ascomycota, Eurotiomycetes, Eurotiales, Aspergillaceae. Bases 1 to 2298 code for a protein of 765 amino acids. Gene Ontology annotation, biological process: glucan catabolic process. The record is from RefSeq and is a predicted model, not a curated record. The transcript has 7 exons.